AUGGGCGGGGGACACUCACGCCACGAGCCAGACUGGGGAGCAAUCCGUGCACAACAAGAAGCUGAAGCUCGCGCUCGCGCCGCAGCUGAGGCUGCUCGUCAAGAAGCAGAACGUGCCGCUCAGGCAGCCCGUGCAGAGGCCGAAUGGCUCAUGCGCGAGGCGGAAGAAGCACGAAGGCGCUUUGAGGCACAACAAGCAGAGGCAGCUAGAAGAGCGCAAGCUGCUUAUGAAGAGGCCCAACGACAGCGCCGCGAGAGAGAGCAAGCCGAGCAGGCAGCACGUGCUGCUCGCGAGGCCGCAGAAGCAUGGGCUCGCGAAGAAAGAGAGCGUGCCGAACGACUGGCGCGAGAGGCUGAAGAAGAGAGAUGCAGACAACAAGCUGCCCAAGAAGCUGCUAGGCAAGCUGCCAUUGCUGCCCAGCAAGAACACGAACGGCAACAGAGAGCCAGGGAAGAGGAAAACAGGAGACUCCAAGCCGAGAGGGAAGCAGCUGAGCGCGCCGCACAACGAGCUGCUGAAGAAGCCAGGCAAGCUCAAGCUGCGAGAGAGGAAGCCGAGAAACAAUUGCGAGAUGGCACCCGACCUGUGGUCACGCCUACCCCUGAAGAAUAUUCUGCUUUCAGAGCCAAGAUGCAGCAUACCGAGGGUUUCUUCCAUGUUGCUGUCAGUGGGAUUGCCGGUAGCGGCAAGUCGUCACUGGUAAACGCGUUCCGGGGCAAGCAUAAUAUGGAUCUUGAUGCUGCCGCGGUUGGCGUGAACGAGACCACUCUCGUGGUGGCCAGAUACCCAGACCCAAACCCAUCCAGCCGCUUCGUCUGGUACGAUGUUCCCGGAGCGGGUACCUUGAAAGUCCCCGAUUGGAAAUACUUCAAUGAUCAGGGGCUCUUCGUCUUCGACUGUAUCAUCGUCGUGGUCAACAACCGUUUCACUGCCACUGACGUCGCUAUCCUUUCCAACGCUGGGCGCUUUGGCAUUCCCGCUUUCAUCGUCCGCUCUAAAGCGGAUCAGCACAUCAGGAACCUCAUGAAAGAUAUAGGCUAUAACAGUGACGAUGAAGGCGGAAACAAGGCUAGUUACUUUGCGCGGGCGCGUGACCAAUACGUGGCAGAAAGUAUCCGUAGCAUCAGGACUAACCUCCAAGAGGCGAACAUACCUGAUCAACCGGUAUAUCUCGUGUCGAACGUUGCUCUACAAGCAACUGUUACUGGCAAGACACCGAAGAAGAUGCUGGACGAGGUCAAACUGCUCACAGAUUUGGCGAGCACGGCUCAGCGACACGUAUAG
Messenger RNA from Suillus plorans, 1284 nucleotides. Its product is annotated as interferon-inducible GTPase-domain-containing protein. NCBI's taxonomy places the organism in Eukaryota, Fungi, Basidiomycota, Agaricomycetes, Boletales, Suillaceae. Gene Ontology annotation, molecular function: GTP binding. The transcript has a single exon. Bases 1 to 1284 code for a protein of 427 amino acids. The record is from RefSeq and is a predicted model, not a curated record. Gene Ontology annotation, cellular component: membrane.